Molecule: messenger RNA, 2202 nt
Organism: Otolemur garnettii (small-eared galago)
Lineage: Eukaryota; Metazoa; Chordata; Mammalia; Primates; Galagidae
Gene: MSLN
Product: mesothelin
Biological process (GO): cell-matrix adhesion
Cellular component (GO): cell surface
Source: RefSeq, a predicted model, not a curated record
AUGGAGUCCUGGACCUGCUGCCUGUGGCCCCAGUGCCUUUCUACCCUGGACAUCUCAGCCAAGAUGACAAGCCUGCUCCGCCACAUAGACUUGUACCCCAGAGUGGGUGCCCUGGCAGGCCCCGGCUUCACUCUCCUCCUGUCCCUGUCCCUUACUGCCCACUGCUCCCGUCCCCAGGAAGGGCUGGAUGCCAGCGGGGCUGACCUAUGGGCCAGGGCCAACAGCUCCCUGCUGCAGGGCUUCUGGUGCCAGCCAGCUAGCCAGCUGACCCGGGACCAGCUCUCAGCUCUCAUCAGGAGAAUGGCCAAGCUGCAGGUCCUCCUUGAAGCCUGGCAGCUCAGCUGCUUGGCCAACUUGGCAGCGCAACAUAGCCUCCUGGGGGACUUCAUGCUCCACCCGCCGGACCUGCUCCUCUUCUACAACCUGCCCCAGGUAAAGGAAGCUGACUGCCGUGCCUUCACCUACCACGCUGCCCAGGGCCACCUGGAGCUGCUGGCCAACCUGCCUGACCAGAGAGCCGCCCUGCACCGCGCAGCCUGGGCCUGCCUGGGGGGGCUACCCCUGCGGCUCAGAGCCUCCGACCUGCUGCUCCUUGGAGUGCUAGUGUGCGACAUGGACCCAGCCAUCAUCGUGACUGCAGACCCUCAUGUGCUACAGAACCUGCAGCGCUGCCCACAGCUGACAGCUGCCCAGAGGGCUGCCCUCAACAUGCUGCUGGCCAGUGGAAGGACCCAGCUUGGGCUCCCUGGCUCCUGGACUCUGGAGGGACUGCAGGUCCUGGGGCCCCUGGCGACCUACAUCAGCUCCCACCUGUGGAUGCAGGUGCAGCAGGCCGUGGGCCUGGAUUUCUUCCGUAGCAUAGUGGCUGCAUGCCGGGCAGGGCGACUCAGCCAGAGAGAUGCCAGGCGCUUUGUCACCAGUUUUCUGGAAUCCAAGGCUAACUCUGUGUCCUCAAGGCCCAAGAGGUCCUGUGUCCGUGGCAACAUCACGGCAGCCACACUACAGGACAACCUCUUUCUGGUGCACUAUGACUGCGCCCAACUCGAGUCCUGCCUGAGCAGCCGCAUGGUCAGGACCAACCUAGACCCCCUGCUGCAGCACCCACUGCCCGCUGAGUGCCAGCGUGUCGUCAAGGCCAAGCUUGCCCAGAUCUACCCACGAGGCAUCCCUGAGGACCAGCUGAGGCUCAUCACCUCACUCAUCUACCUCUACUCCCUCACUGAGAUUGGCCAGUGGAACAUCACAUCCGGGGACACUGUCGUGGCCCUGCUGGCCUCGGGUGUGGCCCUAGAGAACCAGACAGAGGCUGUCCUGCAGAAGUUCCUGGACCACAACGGUACGGUCACCAGUGCUCUGCUGGUGGCCAUUGGGGGCUACCGCCUCUGCUGGAUGAGUCCCCAGCAGAUCCAGACAAUCAAGCCUUUGGAGUUCCGGCUGGCCGGGGCCCUGGACAUCUCCUCCUGCCCACAGACCCGGAAGGAUGUGCUUUAUGCCAAGGCCCGGGAGGCCUUCAGCAACACCAGGACCUCGGGUGACUACUACCACUUAAUGCGCCCCUACCUAGGUGAGGCCCUGCCCCGCACUCCCUUAGGAGCUUUUGCUCCCUCACCCCUGCCCGCAGGUGGUGCCCCCGUGGAGGAGCUGCAGCACCUGGCCCAGGCCAACAUCUCCAUGGACAUCGAAACCUUUACCAACCUGAACCCCCAUGUGCUGCAGACCCUGAGUGUCGGCAAUGUGACCACGCUGCUGGGGCAGAACGUGGGGGACCUGCGGAAGGCUCGCAGCCACCCCACUGUCAGCUCCUGGCUACACAGCCUCAACAGGUCAGCCCUGCGCAUGCUGGGCCUGGACACUGACCUUGCCAGCCCUGCCAGCCCAACCCCUGAGACCAGUGGGUCCCCCAACACCACCUGCCUGACACCUCACGUCAUCCACACUGCUGGCCUGCCUGGAAAGGAUGCCAAGGCCCCCACAUCAGGCAGCACACCAGCCCCUAGGGGGUGCCUGCCGCUGGCUGUGGCCCUGCACUCUGGCCUACUAUGGCUGCUGCAUCGAUGCACUCUGGGCAUAACUACACCUGCUCGCGGGGCACCUGCAACCUGGCCUCCCUGGAUGGUGCUGCCCGAAGGCAGGCAGGUCCACAGGCGUCACAUUCAGGGAACACAGGACCACAGGGUGGGGCUAGACCCCAGCUCAGGCUGA